Molecule: messenger RNA, 1194 nt
Organism: Penicillium alfredii
Lineage: Eukaryota; Fungi; Ascomycota; Eurotiomycetes; Eurotiales; Aspergillaceae
Product: methionine aminopeptidase MAP1
Exons: 3
Coding region: 1-1194 (397 amino acids)
Biological process (GO): proteolysis
Molecular function (GO): metalloaminopeptidase activity
Source: RefSeq, a predicted model, not a curated record
AUGGCGGCCGCCGCUACUCGAAAAUGCAUUGGAGUCGACUGUGCCAAUGAUGCAGGCACCCUCCAAUGCCCAACCUGUCUCAAGAUGGGCACGGACAGCUUCUUCUGUUCGCAAGACUGUUUCAAGCGGAGCUGGAGCGAGCACAAGGCGAUUCAUAAAAAGAGUAAUCUCCUCACCAAUCUCUUCCCACCGAAGGUAGUUUCUGAACCAGAUCCAGCCACCGGCCACUUCAACCCAUUUCCGUCCUUUCAGUUCACCGGCUCUCUGAGACCCCUCUAUCCGCUUUCGCCCCGGCGCACGAUUCCCAAGUCCAUCCCCCACCCGGACUAUUCCCGCGAUGGCAUUCCGCACUCCGAGCAGAAGUUCGUGGGCCGGCACAACAUUACGAUUUUGAACAAGGAGGAACAAGAAGGCAUGAGGAAGGUCUGCCGUCUGGCUCGUGAAGUUUUGGAUAUUGCUGCCCGAGAGGCGAAGCCUGGUGUCACGACCGACUACAUCGACGAGGUGGUCCACAAGGCUUGCAUCGAGCGUGAGUCGUAUCCUUCACCACUGAACUAUGUGCACUUCCCGAAAUCCGUCUGUACCUCCGUCAACGAGACCAUCUGCCACGGCAUCCCGGACCAGCGACCACUCGAGGAUGGAGACAUCAUCAACAUCGACGUCACUUUGUACCACAAGGGCUUCCACGGCGAUCUUAACGAAACCUACUAUGUUGGCGACAAGGCUCGAGCGAACGCGGACGCCGUGCGGGUCGUGGAGACUUCGCGCGAAUGUUUGGACAAGUCUAUUGAACUGGUGAAACCCGGCAUGCUCUUCCGGGAUCCAGGAAACGUGAUCGAGAAACACGCCAAGGGGCGCAACUGCAGUGUCGUCAAGACCUACUGCGGCCACGGCAUCAAUCAGCUCUUCCACUGUGCACCCAACGUGCCGCACUACGGCAAGAACAAGGCUGUCGGUACCGCGAAGCCGGGCAUGUGCUUUACCAUUGAACCAAUGAUCAACAUCGGAACUCACCGGGAUCGCACAUGGCCGGACGACUGGACCAGCACAACGGCAGAUGGGUCACUGUCAGCCCAAUUUGAGCACACAUUGCUGGUGACUGAGGACGGUGUGGAGGUUCUGACGGCUCGACUGUCGGAUUCUCCAGGUGGGCCAGUGCCAAUGCCUUCGGAGCAGACAGCAAAUGGGAAUUAA